Molecule: messenger RNA, 1241 nt
Organism: Pseudogymnoascus destructans
Lineage: Eukaryota; Fungi; Ascomycota; Leotiomycetes; Thelebolales; Thelebolaceae
Exons: 2
Coding region: 735-1202 (155 amino acids)
Source: RefSeq, a predicted model, not a curated record
AUCGCUAUAUUGAUUCUUAUGUAAUCCAACUAUCUAACGUACUCUGCACCCGUGACUCUUGAUCUAAUGCCUCAAGAGCGAAUUCUAAACGCUCGAGGCCUCGUAAAUAGUCUGAUUUAAGAGCCUCUUGUUCUUCAGUAAACUCAAUCAGAACCUGUAGUGCUUGACGAGCGCUCUUCACAGAAUGUAAAAAACGCUCUAAUUGCAACUCUUCUUCAUCAUCAUCUUGAGUUUGCUGAAGACCUAAAUGCUCAUCAAUAACCUCCUAUAAUUAUAGUGACUCCACACAGUCAUAUACGACCGAUCCAACUGGCAAAAAUGCAAAAAAAAUCGACACCUGAGUGAUUCGAACACUCGCUCCCGAAGGAAAUGCCUAAAUACUUCCUAUGGAAAUAGCAGGGCAUCGCGUUAACCACUCCGCCAAAGUGCCGGAUUUGACUUAGUGGCCCUUAUGGUGAAUUAAAUAGCUGUCACGACUCCUCAUUUCGAGAACACCCAAGUUCGAAAUAUACCCCCCUUUGCCUUGUGACAAAUAACGCACUCCUCACGACCUCACGCCAUAGAACGUAUACAGCUUUCCAAGCUCCCAACAUCUCAAAUGUGGGGAAAGCCGACACCGACGACGCGAUAACGAUAACGACCCGGCUGCUCCAGUCCAGCUCUCGUCUCGGAGCCUCCCCAAAACCACAACCACAACCAUCACCAUAACCCCAUCCUCCCCAACGCCACACGCCAUGGCCGACACCACCCCCCCUUCUCCCCCCGCCCCCGCACCUCCCAUCGCGAACUACAUCCUAGGCUUCCUCCUGAUCGGACUGGCCUGGGGCUUCACCACACCCUUCAUCCGUGCCGCGGCGCGCUCGCACAAGCCUCCCGCCCAUCCGAUUCUCGAGACCGCGGCUGUGAAGGGGAGUAGGAUUAGGAGCGCGGUGUAUGGCGCGUUUUUGGGGAUCACGGAUUUGUUGAAGAAUUGGCGGUAUGCGGUGCCGUUGGUGGUGAAUCUGACGGGGAGCGUGUGGUUCUUUUUGUUGAUUGGGCAGGCUGAAUUGAGUCUUACGGUGCCGAUUACGAAUUCGCUGGCGUUUUUGUUUACGGUUAUUGGGGAUUGGUAUGUGGAGGGGAAAGUGAUUAGUCGGGAUACGUGGAUUGGGAUGACGUUGAGUUUGGUGGGGAUUGGGUUGUGUGUGCAGAGUAAGUUGUGAGGAGUGGGAGGGGGCUUGUAUAUGAUAAUAGGAUGAGGG